Messenger RNA from Ostreococcus lucimarinus CCE9901, 768 nucleotides. RefSeq lists its product with no specific name. Bases 1 to 768 code for a protein of 255 amino acids. Lineage: Eukaryota; Viridiplantae; Chlorophyta; Mamiellophyceae; Mamiellales; Bathycoccaceae. The transcript has a single exon. The record is from RefSeq and is a predicted model, not a curated record. Gene Ontology annotation, biological process: protein folding. Gene Ontology annotation, cellular component: cytoplasm.
AUGGACAGCGGCUCGUUCACGCACGCCGCGCCCUCGCACGUGGACACGAGCACGGAGUGGGACGACGCGCAGGCGCGGUUAGGGAACGUCAAACCCAAGCCCAAGCCCGCGAAACCGGAAAAGUUUACCGCAUCGUUCGACGACGCUGGCGCUUUGGCGUCGCGACGAAACGACGCCGUCGACGCGUCGACGAGCGAUGGCGAUGACUUUGACGACGACGACGACGACGCGUACGUUCGCGAGUACCGCGCGCGGCGAAUGAAGGAACUCACCGCGGAGGCGACGGCGAAGGCGCACGGCGAAGUGCGCGAGGCGACGCGAGCGACCUUCGUCGCCGAGGUGACGCGACCGAGCGCCGACGCGUACGUCGUCGUCCUCAUGACGCGAGCGGGAUGUCGCGAUUGCGAGAAAAUGGAGCGCGCGUUUGAAAUUUUGGCCGCCAAGUUUCCGCGCACGAAAUUCGUGAAAAUCGCGCACCGCGAGUGCGUUCCGAAUUAUCCCGACCGUCUCGCGCCGACGGUUUUGGUGUAUCGCGACGAGGACGUGGCGAGGACGUACGCCACGCUCGCCCCGUUCGGGGGCGAGCACAUGACUCCCGAGGGCGUGGAGCUCGCGCUGAGAGAGACGAGCGCGGACGUGUGUCCGAGCGCGUCGGACGAGAGCGAGGCGGACGUCGCGCGUCGUCGCGCGGCGUACGUCGCCGGCGUGCUCGAGCGCGCCGUCGACGCGGCGAGACGCGAGGCGAGCGCGGACGCCGUCGACGAUUAG